Molecule: messenger RNA, 1998 nt
Organism: Cynoglossus semilaevis (tongue sole)
Lineage: Eukaryota; Metazoa; Chordata; Actinopteri; Pleuronectiformes; Cynoglossidae
Exons: 3
Coding region: 318-1292 (324 amino acids)
Molecular function (GO): serine hydrolase activity
Source: RefSeq, a predicted model, not a curated record
CGCACAGUCAUUGUGACGUCAUGAAACUCAUGCGCGAAUAGAUGGAGCGGAGGGGGUCUGGGUCACUGGAAUUUGGGUCGUAAAGAACAAGCGGAUUUGCCUUGGACGCGCAUCGCGACGAGGCGCGUUCACAGAGUGAGUGCAGGUGGUGCGCAGUGGUGAGCCGGCCGGCAGGGCGGAACUAAAGGAGGCGAUAACGCUGACAUCUCUCAGUUCCCUUUUAUUAUUUAUUGUCACAUCCAUCCAUGGCUGAGGAGGUGACACGGUGGCAGACCUGAAGUCAGUACUGCAGGAGGAGGAGCAGCAGGAGGAGCAGGAUGGGGAAUCUUUUUUUCACCCGGACCAAAGCUGCACUGUCUGAGUCGCAGGACGAAGGGAGGUUCAUGGUUAAGAUGAUAAAGAAGAGCAUCACUUAUUAUUCCACUCCACUUUCAGAGCAGCAAAUCCUGUGUCCGACCAAAGACUCUAAAACCUCCUCCUCUCUACGCCCCACCUCGUCCUUGUCCCCCUCUGGUCUACCCUUGAACAACUCCCCCUCUGCAGAUAUUUCCACUUCUCCAUUGCUCUCAUCCACACCAUCGACUUCCCGUCCACUUCUUGUCUUCUUUGCAUGGCUCGGGGCCAAGCCAAAAGAUGUGGCCAAGUACCGGAACAUUUACCUGGACCGUGGCUUUGAUGUCCUGGUGGUCUAUAGCAGCGUGAAGCACUUUCUGUGGCCUCAGUGUGGCCUCAGCUAUGGGUUAGAGGUUAUGAAAGUAUUAGAAGAGCCUCAGUUGACCGGGAGGCAGCUGGUGGUCCACGCCACCUCUAUUGGCGGCUACACUUUCACCCAGAUUCUAACCCACAUCGUUGCGGGAGUGGAAAAACACUCAGCGCUAGCUCAGAGAGUGAGAGGUCACAUCUACGACAGCCUAGUGGCUGGCACUCUGGAGCACAUGGCGACAGGCCUUGGUAAAACACUGCUGCCACGAUUCGAGGGCUUGGUCAAAAACCUAGCUAUGUUCUACUUCUGGCUCUUCAAAACAAAAACAGCGGACAUCUACGAAAGCAGCGUCCAGGUUUUCCGCAACAAUCCCAUCACCACACCGGCCCUCUUCUUCUUCAGUGAAAACGACGCCCUAUGUGACCCAGAUGUGAUAGAUGAUAUGAUCGACCUCUGGAGGAAGCGGAAUGUGACUGUGGAGAGCAGGAGGUGGAAGGAGUCCAAACAUGCGGCACACAUGCGAUGCCACCCGCAGGAAUAUCGUUCUCUGCUGGAAAGGUUCUUGAAUUCCCUCGAUCUCCGGCCUUAAUUACACAGCAUGACUUGGAGCAUGUGAGAUGUUUUUAUUUUGUUUAAAUCAAUGAACAUCAUCUUUUAGCUGUUACUGUUAGGAAUUGAGUUACAGCCACAAUUAAUACUGAAUAUUUUUGUUGUUUGUAUAUGUAUGUAUAGUAAAAUUACGAGGUCAAAUAAUACAAUAUUUCUAGGCCUGUAGCAAGACUUCUGGAAAUAAAAAACGUCUGAAUUCCGGAAGUAAAUUUGAGAAUUUUGAGAAGAAGCACCGUGACAAAAUGUCUACUUUCUAAUACUUCCACAGCCUAUGGGUAAAAACUGUAGGAUUUUAACAUUCCUAUUUUAACGCACAAGGUACUGUGUUGCACAAAAUACUAAAAUCUAAAUAUUUUUGACAAAGGUCAGUGUUUGUGAUUGCUUUAUUUAUUCAUUUAUUUAUUGAUCUGAUCUGUAUGGUUAUAUUAGUGCCUCAGUCCAUGAUAGCGCCUGCUACAAAAAGUAUAUGCUGCUACAUGAAUGCAAUGGUUAUGGCUGCAAACCAUGUUUAAAGUUUUUGAAAUUAAGGAUACAUUUGAUGUGAUGCCAUUUUAAUAUAUAUAUAUGUGUUAUUAAUGAAAGUUUUGCCUACUUUAUAACAUUGCAAAAGCAAGUAUGAUGUUAACAUGUUGUAUGCAUUGUGUGCCCUAUUUGUGUAAUAAAAGAUGGCAAGGCUAAAUGAAAAA